Molecule: messenger RNA, 741 nt
Organism: Naegleria fowleri
Lineage: Eukaryota; Heterolobosea; Eutetramitea; Acrasida; Naegleriidae
Exons: 1
Coding region: 1-741 (246 amino acids)
Source: RefSeq, a predicted model, not a curated record
AUGCAGAAAACUGUAAAUGAAACGACAGGCAAAGCAACAACAACCACAAAAAUUGGGGAGACAACAACAUCAUUCAAUCAUGACUCCUCUCUUGAGAAUAGCAACAAAUUGUCAAAAAGAGUUUUUGAUCCCAACUCUCCGAGCCGAUAUGCCGGAAAACCCGGAUCGGUACGAUCGAGCAGCAUGAAUUUCAAAAACGACGAAAGAGUCUUUUCCACGCAAGACAUUCCCGAACGAGUGCUUGAAAAGAAGAUCGAAACUUUGGAGCUCAAGAUGAGAAAUAGGGAAAAUAGAAAACCAGAAUGGAAUUCUUCAACGUUUACAACGCAUGCUUCAGAAGAACGAGCAUUGUUGAGGACAUUGGCAAAGGAAGAUUAUCUUAUUAAAAUGGAACAAAGAGAAAGGAAAAGAAAGGAGCAACCACCGGACUGGAAAAUGAGCACAUUCUUUACCGAAAAAGAGAAAGAAACAAAGGGAGAUGAAAAACUGUCAAAAUCAUUGAGAAACACGAAAAAAGUUGUUUCCGAAAUUUCGAACGCUCCUUCUCUGAUUGAACGAGAGAAAAUGAGACAGGAAGAAGAGAAACGACAAAGGGAGGAAGCAACACGUGUGACCAUGCGAGAACAUUUUUUGAAUUCCCCUCCAAUAACGUUAGGGUUAUCUCGAAGGCUAUUUGGAGAACAAUCAAACACUCAAUCCAACACUGUUAUCGUGAAGGAUAUCAUUGAUCAUGUCCAGUAA